AUGAGUCUCCAAUCCCCACCGCUGCCCUCAGGAGCAGCCAUGUCUGUGCAGGUGGCAGCCCCUGGAAGCACAGAGCUGGGCCCAGAGCGCCUGAGCCCUGAGGAGCUGGUGCGGCAGACGAGGCAAGUGGUGCAAGGGCUGGAGGCCCUGCGGGUGGAGCACCAUGGUCUGGCCGGGCACCUGGCGGAGGCCCUGGUGGGACAGGGCCCAGUGACUGGCUUGGAGCUCCUGGAAGAAAAGCAGCAGGUGGUGAGCCACUCGCUGGAGGCCAUCGAGCUGGGGCUGGGAGAGGCCCAGGUGCUGCUGGCUCUGUCGGCGCACGUGGGCGCUCUGGAGGCUGAGAAGCAGCGGCUGCGAGCACAGACCCGGCGGCUGGCCCAGGAGAAUGCCUGGCUGCGGGAGGAGCUGGAAGAGACACAGCGGCGGCUGCGGGCCAGCGAGGAGGCUGUGGCCCAGCUGGAGGAGGAGAAGAACCACCUUGAAUUCCUGGGGCAGCUGCGGCAGUAUGACCCACCCAUGGAGAGCCAGCAGCCUGAGUCUCCCCCUCGCCGAGACAGCCUGGCCUCACUGUUCCCCAGUGAGGAGGAGGAGAGGAAAGGUCCAGAGGCAGCGGGGGCGGCUGCAGCUCAGCAGGGCGGCUACGAGAUCCCAGCCCGCCUUCGGACCCUGCACAACCUCGUGAUCCAGUACGCGGGGCAGGGCCGCUAUGAGGUUGCUGUGCCUCUGUGCCGCCAGGCCUUAGAGGACCUGGAGAGGAGCUCAGGCCACUGCCACCCGGACGUGGCCACCAUGCUCAACAUCCUGGCACUGGUGUACCGGGACCAAAACAAGUACAAAGAGGCCACAGACCUUCUCCAUGAUGCCCUGCAGAUCCGGGAGCAGACGCUGGGCCCUGAACACCCCGCGGUGGCCGCCACCCUCAACAACCUGGCUGUCCUCUAUGGGAAGCGUGGGCGUUACCGGGAGGCAGAGCCCCUGUGCCAACGUGCCCUGGAGAUCCGUGAGAAGGUCUUGGGCGCUGACCAUCCGGAUGUGGCAAAGCAGCUCAACAACCUGGCCCUGCUCUGCCAGAACCAGGGCAAGUUUGAGGAUGUGGAGCGGCACUACGCCCGGGCCCUGAGCAUUUAUGAGGCCCUGGGUGGGCCCCAUGACCCCAACGUGGCCAAGACCAAGAACAACCUGGCCUCAGCCUACCUGAAACAGAACAAAUACCAGCAAGCAGAAGAACUGUACAAAGAAAUCCUCAGCAGGGAGGACCUGCCUGCCCCUCUCGGAGCCCCCAAGACAGGCACAGCUGGUGACGCAGAACAACAGGCCCUUCGUCGGAGCAGCUCAUUCUCCAAGCUCCGCGAGUCUAUCCGGCGAGGAAGUGAGAAACUGGUCUCCCGUCUCCGAGGCGAGGGGGUGGCCGGGACAGCCGGGAUGAAGAGAGCCGUGUCACUCAACAUACUGAACAUGGAUGGCCCGAGGGCUAUUGGAACUCAGUUCCCGAACCAGCACCUGAGUGAGGCCCCUCGGACCCUCAGCGCCAGCACCCAGGACCUGAGCCCUCGCUAAAGCCAACUGGACCACACCGGCUACAGCUUCUCUGGAGGAGUGUGGGGGCAUCUCCUUGACUCUCCCACCUCUGGGGGGAUACCCAGUGGGUUGGGCUUCCUGCCACCCUCUCCUGUGAUUAAAGGCUGUAGACUUGGCAAUGA
Molecule: messenger RNA, 1700 nt
Organism: Galeopterus variegatus (Sunda flying lemur)
Lineage: Eukaryota; Metazoa; Chordata; Mammalia; Dermoptera; Cynocephalidae
Gene: KLC3
Product: kinesin light chain 3
Exons: 12
Coding region: 1-1557 (518 amino acids)
Biological process (GO): axo-dendritic transport
Cellular component (GO): cytoplasm; kinesin complex; membrane-bounded organelle
Molecular function (GO): kinesin binding
Source: RefSeq, a predicted model, not a curated record